AUAAAAUCAAACGUUUGAUAGCCGAGUUGGAUGCAGCUACCACUUGCAUAUUGUUUUUCAUACACAAGUGCAAUCUAAGGAAGAGAUAACAAAGAUGGGUUCUUUGGGAACAAUGAAUAAACCCCAUGCCGUGUGCAUUCCAUACCCAGCUCAGGGUCACAUAAACCCAAUGCUAAAGCUAGCAAAACUCCUUCACUUCAAUGGCUUCCACAUAACCUUUGUUAACACAGAGUACAACCACAGACGCCUUCUCAAAUCCAGAGGGACUUCUUCCCUUAAUGGUCUCCCUUCAUUUCGUUUUGAAACCAUCCCCGAUGGUCUACCCGACUCUGAUGUGGAUGUCACACAGGAUAUUCCCUCCCUCUGUGACUCCACCAGAAGAACUUGCCUCCCUCACUUCAGAAACCUUCUCGCUAAGGUUAAUAACUCAGAUGCCCCUCCGGUGACCUGCAUAGUUUCUGACGGCGUCAUGAGCUUCACCGUUGAUGCUGCCCAAGAAUUGGGUGUCCCUGAGGUCCUGUUUUGGACAACCAGUGCAUGUGGCUUCAUGUGUUAUGUUCAAUACGAACAAUUCAUUCAAAAGGGCAUAACACCGCUGAAAGACUCAAGUGAUGUCACGAACGGGUAUUUGGAGAGUACCAUCGAUUGGAUACCAGGCAUCAAGGAAAUUCGAUUGAAGGAUAUUCCUAGUUUUAUUAGGACCACAGAUUCAAAUGAUCUUAUGCUUGAUUUCGUGCAAGGGGAGUGCAAGAGGGCUCGAAGAGCUUCUGCGAUACUUUUGAACACGUUUGAUACCUUAGAGCAUGAUGUGUUGGAAGCGUUCUCGUCUAUUUUGCCUCCUGUUUAUUCCAUAGGUCCUUUGAAUUUACUUGUGAAGAGUGUUGAUGACAAAAAACUGAAUGCAAUAGAGUCCAAUCUCUGGAAGGAGGAAACUGAGUGCAUGGAGUGGCUCGGCACCAAAGAACCUAACAGUGUUGUUUAUGUGAAUUUCGGGAGCAUCGCAGUUAUGACUGCUGAGCAACUGGUUGAGUUUGCAUGGGGACUUGGUAACAGCAACAAAAGCUUUUUAUGGGUCAUAAGACCAGAUCUUGUGGCUGGUGAAAAUGCUGUUUUACCUCAAGAGUUUGUGAAAGAAACAAAAAAUAGAGGCCUUUUGUCCAGUUGGUGUUCUCAAGAGGAGGUGCUGAAUCACCCUGCGAUUGGAGGGUUUUUGACACACAGUGGUUGGAAUUCGACCUUAGAAAGUUUGUGUGCUGGUGUUCCAAUGAUAUGUUGGCCUUUCUUUGCGGAGCAACAGACCAAUUGCAGGUUCUCCUGCAAAGAGUGGGGGGUUGGGUUGGAGAUUGAAGAUGUUAAGAGAGACAAAAUAGAGAGCCUUGUGAAGGAGUUGAUGGAUGGUGAAAAGGGUAAGGAGAUGAAAGAGAAAGCCCUGCAAUGGAAGGAAUUGGCAAAAAGUGCUGCUUCUGGCCCCUACGGAACUUCAUUUCUUAAUUUGGACAACAUGAUUCGUCAAGUUCUUCUCGACAAAAAUGUUAUAAAUCAGUUUUAGAUUAGUUCGUUGCUUUACAUGUAUUUUAUAUUUCGAAAAAGAAGUACAGUGUGAAUUUAUCUGAAGAAUAAUGUUUAAUUCAUUUUGAAUUUGAAAAAUAUUUAAUUCUUUUUCUCUUCUUAG
Messenger RNA from Vigna umbellata (rice bean), 1672 nucleotides. Its product is annotated as 7-deoxyloganetin glucosyltransferase-like. The record is from RefSeq and is a predicted model, not a curated record. Lineage: Eukaryota; Viridiplantae; Streptophyta; Magnoliopsida; Fabales; Fabaceae. Gene Ontology annotation, molecular function: quercetin 7-O-glucosyltransferase activity; quercetin 3-O-glucosyltransferase activity.